UCACAAGGACGGAAAUGGGUUCAGGCAACAUGGUAGAAAUGUGAUUUUAUUAGCAGUUAAUAUUACCUCACUUUUAAAGGGUUACAGGAACUGUAUUAACAGAGUCACUUGCUCCAAAACGGACUAAAAUCAUUUAAAUACAAGGAUCCGAUGAUUGCACACACGCGGUUUUGCUUUUGUGGUCAACUGAUGUCUAAAAUCAACAACUGAAAUGUCCAACCCUGCACUUAUUUCACUUCAUCAAGCACUGAAGAAAGGCUUCCAGAGUCUUGAAAACAAUCAGAAAGUAUGGACGAGUGUGUUAGCCGAUUGCAGCCCUCUGAUGGUGUCUCUGGGUAACUUGGCGGAGCAGUCACGAGCGCUUUCCAACGUCCAAAUCUCCAACACACCGCUCAGAGACUUUCCUGACCUCGAGGAACGGCUGCGUUUCAAGCUCCUACAAGCCACGGAUACAGUGCUGGGCAAACUCAAUGAGAAGAUGUCUUCUCUACAGUCGGUCAGAGAUUCCAUCAGUAACCAGGUUUUUGCAGUCUUCCAGCAUUACGAGCAGAACACAGACAGUCUGGAUCUGCUCACCGUAACCGAGCGCUCGGCCACCGCCCCGUCUGUCUCUGACAUGCUGGAGUGGCUGCAGGAUGCCGAGCGUCACUACCGACAACAAUUUCUGAGGAGGAAGACUCUGCUGCAGACUCUGAGGGCAGAUGAUUUCUCCCUUUUAGAAUUGGCUCCCAAAAGAUGGAAAUCCUGGGACUCUCCCAGUGCAGAAGACCACAUCAAAGAUACACUUUGCAAAGUGUCCUUCUUUAUUAUGUCCCAAUAAAAAGAGAGAAAAAGCAACAUAUGUGGAACUUUGACCAGUAUGAAGAGGCUAGAAGAGAAGAGCAAACAUACGUAGAUGGACACAUUUCCUGUGGAUUUUAGAGAAAGGACUGGAUUUUUAUUGUCAUAGAAUAGUCCCUAGACAUGUUCUUGGAUGGAUUACUACUUUAUAUGGUAAUUGAAGAUGAAGAGGCAAUUACAA
Perca flavescens (yellow perch) is the source of this 1021-nucleotide messenger RNA. It is a transcript of the gene airim, whose product is annotated as AFG2 interacting ribosome maturation factor. Gene Ontology annotation, cellular component: nucleus; cytoplasm. The record is from RefSeq and is a predicted model, not a curated record. Bases 212 to 820 code for a protein of 202 amino acids. The transcript has 4 exons. NCBI's taxonomy places the organism in Eukaryota, Metazoa, Chordata, Actinopteri, Perciformes, Percidae.